Molecule: messenger RNA, 4952 nt
Organism: Penaeus vannamei (Pacific white shrimp)
Lineage: Eukaryota; Metazoa; Arthropoda; Malacostraca; Decapoda; Penaeidae
Gene: Spt-I
Product: serine palmitoyltransferase subunit I
Biological process (GO): ceramide biosynthetic process; sphingosine biosynthetic process
Cellular component (GO): endoplasmic reticulum
Molecular function (GO): pyridoxal phosphate binding; serine C-palmitoyltransferase activity
Source: RefSeq, a predicted model, not a curated record
AAGUCAACAAACUGUGCCGUCACCUGUUUUCCUCAUCCGGGACACGGGAGGGAAAUAAUUCAGUAAUUUCAGCAUAAAAUAUCAGUCAAAUUCUCCGUAAUAACUUCUUGUGACGUCUGCUAAUCACUCCUGAUUACGAAUGACUGGUGAAUCAUUCAUGUGACUGAUUAUAUACUUUAUUUAAGAGUGAUUUGUUCCUAUAAGACUGACUGGUGACUCAUGACUGUGACUGAGUGACUGUGUGACUGACUGACAGCUUCUCUCGCCUCGUUGACUGGUAAAAAAGGGCGGGGUUUUUCGUCAUGGCUUCCCAGUGGAACGUUUAUGAGAGUUUCCAGGCUCUGUUGCAGGCUGGGCCAUACCAUCUCGCUCUAGAGGGAGUCCUGGUGUUGUGCAUCAUAUGGCUCUUCACCGCCAAGAAGCAGCCCUCGAAGCUCGUCAGGCUGACCAAAAAGGAGGAGGAAGAGCUCAUUGCUGAGUGGAUGCCGGAGCCACUGGUGCCAAACCCUCCGCCAGAAGACCACCCAGCACUCCACACCCGCACUGUCUAUGGAAAGGCUGGAAAGUAUUUAGACCUAGGAAAAGGAGAGAAGUUACUGAACUUGGGUACACACAAUUACCUUAACUUUGGAGAGCGUCCAGAGAUUGAGAAAGCGGCACUAGAAUGUCUCCACACCUAUGGCGUAGGGUCUUGUGGGCCCCGUGGCUUCUAUGGUACCACGAAGGUCCAUCUUGAGCUUGAAGAAAGACUGGCAGAAUACUUCAACUGUGAAAUGGCAGUCCUCUAUUCAUAUGGAUUCUCAACAAGUGCAUCUGCAAUCCCAGCUUACUCGAAGAGCGGUGACAUUAUAUAUGCGGAUGAGAUGGUGAACUUCAUUCUUCAGAGGGGCUUACAGGCCAGCAGGAGUCGCGUUGUAUACUUCCGCCACAACGACAUAAAUCACCUUGAGGAACUUCUUGAAGAGCAAGUCAAGCAAGAUAAGAAAGAUCCCAGGAAGGCAAAUGCAACUCGCAAGUUUCUGGUAGUGGAAGGCAUUUACAUGAACUCAGGCUUGAUGUGUCCCCUUCCUGAACUGGUUAAACUGCGUCAGAAGUACAAGCUGCGCCUCUUUAUUGAUGAGUCGAUCACCUUUGGCACCCUGGGGAAGAACUGUCGAGGAAUCACAGACCACUUUGAUGUUCCGAUGAAGGAAGUAGACAUGAUCAUGGCCAGCCUGGAGACCUCUGCAGCCAGUACCGGAGGUUUCUGCGUGGGAACCAAGUUUGUGAUUGACCACCAGAGGCUGUCGGGUCUUGGUUACUGUUUUUCUGCUUCCCUGCCACCAAUGUUAGCAGCCACUUCCAUCAAGGUUGUAGACAUCCUAGAGAAAGAAGGAGGUGACCUUGUUGCAGAGUUGCAAGACAAGUGUCGGCUGAUGCACAACAAACUCAAGGGUCUUCCAUCCAAGGUGACAGUCACCGGAGAAGACAUCAGCCCAGUGAAACACCUUCGGCUGGUUGACUCCAGUGAAAGGGAAGUGGAGGAACAAAUUCUCAGAGACAUUGCGGAGAAGGCCGAGAACUAUGGCGUUGCACUGACUGUGUCCUCUUACCUGUGGGAUAAGGAGGCCAAUCCCCCCAAGCCUUCCAUCCGCAUCACAGUGAACAAGGACCUGACAGAGGAUGAAGUCGAGAAGGCCUUGGAUGCCAUAACGAAGGCGGUGACAGAUAUCCUUGGGUAGAAGGUGCAUGAGAGAGAGGCAGUGUUUUGUUUUUCUUCUUUUUUUGUUGUUCUUUUUAUCCUUGUUUGAUUAACUGAAUUCCAAAAUGAAGUGUUUUAUGUUAGGCUUGGAUGCUACUGUGUGUUUGCUGUAGACGAGGAAGAUGAACGUUGGCUCAUGGGAUUGUUUAAAUGGCGGAGGAUUUCCAAAACGGCAUUGACUUUUCCUCAUUUUGCCUGAGCAGGGGUUGAAUUAAUGGGAAAUAUGCAAUGCGAAUGACAAGAAGGGAUUACCAUAAGAAAGUGUGCUAAGAUUAUCUAGAAAGUUGUGUCGUUGAUAUGUAUUUAGCUGAUACUGAUAGGUUAUGGAACGUUAGGGAAAUAUGCUAGAAUUUGUAACUUUUCCGAAUUGAAAAUAUGAUUUUUAAAAGAGAGAGAGAGAAGGGAAAGAUAAUGAUUAACAACCUACUUAAAAUAAAUGGAAAGAAGCAUGUAACUCAUUGUGAGUGGAAUUCAUUUGCACAAAAAAUACUUGUGAUUUAUGAUUGUAAAUAAUUGGGUUGACUGGUACGUUUGGAGGUGUUAUCUCUUACAGUUGGAGCUUGAUUCUUUGAAAAGACACAGUAACCAAAGUCUAGUAUUAAUAUGUUUAAAGGUUGCAGUAUUUGUGCAAUAAACAUCUGUCAAGAUUGUAUCAAGAAUUAUUGUUUCUACUAUUUUUGUUUUUAUCUUUUGCCAUUAAAAGUGAUCUUAUUUCUCUGUAGUGUCUGCCAGUUUAUGAACAUAAACCAAGCUGAAUUGAGGACAUGAUAGAUUUUGUGUAAUUAGUUAUGGUUGAUUUGUAUGUCUUUUUUUUAAUGAUUAUUGAAGAUGAACAUAACAAGGUAAAUGCCAAAGAAUUCUGUAGCAGGAUAUAAUAUGUAUCGUACAUUACUCCUUUCAAAGUAAUAUAACUGUUUCAUGAUAAAAUAAACUUAUAAAGACUAGUGGCUGUGCUAUUACCUAAUGGUAGCUUAUUUGUGACAUUUACAUAAACGCACACAAAAGAGAUGAGUGUUAAAUAAUGUCAGUAAUAUAUAUAGCUUGCUUAUAUAAUUGUAAUGAACCUAUUUAUGAGACUCACUUCAUAGGUUAUUUGAGGUCUGCCUAAUUUACAUAUAUUGUAUGCAAGUUUUGCUUUAUAUUUAACAAAUAGAGUUAGUGAUAUUAGAAACAAAAGGUUACUUGAAGUCUGCCUUUCCAUGCAUAACUAUAACUAGUUUUGCCCUUUAUUUUACAAAUAUUGUGAAUGAUAUGUGAAAUAAAUGAUAUUGUAUUUUUCCAUUUAUCUGCAAGCCAGUUGAGCCAAUCAUAACAAUGGCUGAGUUAAGUAUCUGCAUCUGAGAUUGUUUAAUCUUUUAUGGAUUGCAUUGGAGGGAAAUUGUGUUGUUUUAAUUUUGGAGAUGCAUUCAAAGUUUCAACAUUCCUUGCUUAGGCAUUUUUACAAGGGUGAUUGCAUUAUUUAUGUUAUAUGAUUUAUUCCUUGGUUACUCAAUUUAUGAUAUGUUGAUUUAGUUUGUUUAUAAGAUAUGAUGACUGUGAAUUUGAAGUUCAAACACUAAGAAUGUAGUUUAUUAAUAUAAUUAAUGGUAAUUUUUUCAUCAUCUGCAAUUUGGUUUUGUAAUUUCAACACCUCUGAAAAAUAUUCAGUUUAUUUAGUAAGCCAAUUCAUUUUGUAUGUGAAAUUAAAUAUGCUUGAUUAUUUGCAUGUUGAUGUUAACAGUGCACUUUUCCACCUCCACGUAGAAUUUUGCACAAAUAUACGAGGCAAAUUAAUAGCUGUCACUUUUGGUCUUUCUUUGGUAUUUGCACACUUAAAUAUUCAACAUAUCACAGGAAUGAAUUUUGUGCAUAGAGAGUUGCCAGUUUAUUAGAAAGCAGUAAGAUAAGGAGUCCAUAUAUUAUUCUUUCACUCCUAAUAAACCAGUGUCUUUCCAUUAAGGAUUUUUAUUUAUACACAGGCCUGCAUGCUGGUAGCGAGAGCACAUUUUUCUUCCAUAGUUUAAGGAGGAAUAUUAAGAGAAGUGAUUUUUGUAUGUGGAUUUUUGAAGUUAUACGUGAUUGUGCCAUUUUGACUCAGGUGUCAGUCUUUUUCAUAUUCAGUUUAAAAUCAUGAAAAGGAAUGAAUGUUCAUGAGUAAAUGAACAGAGACAGUUCUGUAUGUCUGAGUCAGAUUUUUCAAUAAUUAGAUUAGGAGGGAACCCCUUCUUUGUUCUCAUUUUUUGUUUUUUGUUAAAAGUCUGCAAGAUUUAUUUCAUUUUUUGUUUUUUGUUAAAAGUCUGCAAGAUUUAUUUAUCUGUUUUUCUUUUGUGUUUCAUAUUUUUCCCUUCCUUAUUUUUUCCUUUUUUCAAUCAUGGAAUCAUUGUACCUGAAUAAUGGUUCAAGGUUAUUGUAUUUGUCUGGCACUUAUCUCGUAAAAGAUAUGCUCUUAAUUGUAAUUGAUACUCAAAUACUUUCAACCAAGUUCUCAAGUUAUUUCACAGCUGUAGAUUUGGAGUCCAUUUAUAAUGGAAUGCAAUCAAGGGUAUUAAUAAAACCUUUUUGUUUUAUCAGUUCUAUAUUUUAAAAAAUUGAAGAAGUGGUCUUAUUAUAUUAUAUAGCGUCCAGUAUUUUACAAAAAUGACAAAGCCAAGAGGAUUUCCACUUCGAGAAAAUGAAAUUGAUAUCGGUCUCGUUAUCAUCAUCCUCUUUUUUUAGUGGUGCCUUCUUAGAUAAUUAGAGGAAUAUCAGGGUGUUUUGCCAAGUAUGAAAGUAGUAAACUAAUAUGCUUAUGAAAAAAAAGGUUAUCUAGUUAUAUAAUUCUAUUACUGAAAGCUAGUGCCUAUGUACAAGAAGUAUACAUUGUCUUUUAUGUAAUUAUAUAUAUGUAUUUUAAUGAAAGGAAAUCAUUAAUCAUAUAAAUCCUUGAAUAUUAUCUUAAUGAGCAUUUUGAGAAUUGUUUUGUAAUAUUAGGUUGUAAGCUUGGCAUUUACGUUUAAUUGAUCUGAUAAGAUAAAUCUUAUGUGAAAUUAUUGUUUGAUUAGAACUCAUUUCAUUGCGGGAUGUGCAUUAUGAAUCCAAGUGCGGUUUAUUACACUAGUCUUAUGGAUUUCUCUUUUCUAGUUUGCAAUAUGUAAUCAUAACUGAAGUGUUUAGAACUAAAAGGGUGGAUCCAUCCAGAUUUUAUUUUAUGUAAGUUGUAAGGUAUAAUUACCAAUAAAAUACUUAGCAUGUG